Molecule: messenger RNA, 1968 nt
Organism: Anopheles aquasalis
Lineage: Eukaryota; Metazoa; Arthropoda; Insecta; Diptera; Culicidae
Source: RefSeq, a predicted model, not a curated record
AUCUCGCGCAGCAACUGUUCAAACACUACCGGAUACCUGCGUUCCGUUUUGUUCUCGCAGCGAAUGAUAACAAGUCAGUUCUGUUCUGAGUAGAAACCCGCUAGCUACGAUGGAUUUGGUGGACCUAGAGAAAUUAAAACAAUUGUUGAAGGAGGUGUCUCCCGAGAAAAAGAAAGAAUUUGAAGAAAAGCUUGCUAGAUUCAAGCAUCUAUCGGGACACUUGGAGGAGCUAAAGCAAUCCGCUGCGAUAAGCGCACUGACGGUCCGGCAGUGUUUUUUCGCCGGCGCUGUUCUAAUUGUGCUGUGCAUUUUCGGUAAGGAAACUUAAUAGGCCACGCCAACAGUCUGUAAACUGUGAUGUAACUGCAGAAAAUGGGAAACCUAACAAAUGGCCCACCUCUCUACCACUGGCACACGCGGGGGAAAGGGUUCGAUGGCUGCCGAUAUUUAGCACGCAGUCUGGUGCGGCAGCGAAGCCUCAAAGUAGCACCACCAGUGUCUACGGGACGUGCCGCGUGGAACGUUAUCUGUAAACGGAGGGCAAUCACGCUGGUGAAGUGCAACGUAAUGACGGUUUUCAUAGUAGACUCUGCAUCGUAACGUGGCUCGCGCGACACGUUAGCACCUCGAUUACACCCGCCCCGCCGUACACCUCAUUAUCGUUCCACCAACAGCCGGCGGUAUGGCCGGGUAUCGGAUCGCAAACUGCCACGUCAUAUCCAGCAAUCCAAGCUUGCCGGCCACGGCUCGCUAAUCGUUAACUUUAUCAACCGAUAAGCAAGUGCCCGCCCUUUUCCGUUGUGUCGGUGUCCGCCGUCCCCCGAAAACAUCAUUAGUUGAUAUCGGGACCUCUAGUGCUACAGUGCACCGUGUCCUCGGACUCGCGGGUUUUCCCCGGAUUGCAAUAUACGUCCGAGCGUUGCGUAUUUCGUUUGUCGCAGCCCAGCCAAAAACAGACACUCCGCCAUGUCAACGGUGGACGAGUUCCGGGAGAAUCCAUUCGAAGAGGCCCUUAACUCGGUGGCCCUGGCCGAGCUGCUGCAGGAUGACGAUAAACGCUCGUUGGCGCAACAGUUCCAGGAGAAUCUGCGAACACUUGCCGACAUGUUUGUCAACCUGUCCGACGAAGAGAAGCGCAAAUUUGCGGCCGAUUUUAAGGGAAAGUUUGUCAAAACGCUCUCCCAUCUAAACGAGUUUUCGAAACAGCGGAAAAUCAUUCAACCGUCUGAUGGUACUGGCUCGACCGGUACAUCGGAGCUUAGCGGAUUGCCGUCUCAGCUUAGCUCGUUACCCUUGGUAGGAUUCUUGUUCUCCAGAGGUAGCUCCUGGUCAAUCGUGGCUGGAUAUAUGGUGCUGCUACUAGUGUUGCUGCUUUUCACAUUCUUCGGCUACAAGCUGUACCUGUCGCUCACCGAGAAGGAACGAAAGCGCGAGGAAAAGCUGAAGGCGAAGCAGGAGAAAUCGAAGAAAAAGAAAUGAUUGCCCGCCGUUACCGUGGCGACCACUAAUGCCAAUGGCGCCACAAGCAACAGCACCGGCAGCUCGAUGAUCGACAAUAGCCUUGGCAGAGGAGGGGAAGGAGGGCGACUAGUGGGCCGUCGGCAACAUCAGCUCCGGCCACCGUCUCAGCACAAACAACAUUCCAGAGGAAAAAGACUUGGCAAAGCCUAGCCGUUAAGGACGACACACAGAGACUAUAGAUAUUUUUAAUCGUUCCUCCCCGCUCAUCGUACCACCAUACCUCUCCCGUACUCUCACUCUUCUUCCCGUCUUUCCGUUCCGUUCGCAUGGUGGGCUCCUGAACGAACGAUCGUUUAAAUCUAUUGUUUAGCGGUGCAGUAGCCCCCAUGAGCAUUACCAGUCCUCCCUGUUCGAUCAGCUGUUCAAAACUCAUCAAUCGUCAGUUAAACUGUUGUUGAAGCAUUUACAUAUUAUAGAAAAAAAAAAAUAUUUGGAAUUUUCUCUUUA